AUGAAUGUAUCGAUACUUAUAUUGAAAUGUGAUUUGUUUCAGGAGCUUGAGUGUGCCGUCUCUGUAGAGGAAGACAACAGACAGGAGUGGACGUUCACGCUGUAUGAUUUUGACAACAAUGGCAAGGUCACCAGAGAGGUAAGGGUUCAAAGACAUUUACAUUCAAAUAUACUCUUACACGUAACAGGGCACUAUCCUUUUCUUUACCCACCCAUGAUCUUUUUCUCUUUCAAACAGAUACACAAACACAUAUAUAGACUAAGUGAGACACAACCAGAUGAAGUUAUAUUAGUCCAUUUCAAUAAUACAGCCACUAGGAACCAAAGAGACUUUUUCCUUCCCAGCGAUAGAUACCUAGUGUCUGGCUGCUGCCUUGUAAAGAUCUGAGCAGUGCAGUCAGAGAGGCCUGUAUUUUUGGAGAGCUGAGUUGAAACGGUGUGAAGAGACUGAAGCCGUCCUCUGUGUGGUGGGAUGGUUGGAUCUCCAGUUUCUUUGGCAUCGCCCGUGGCCCCGCGGCACAUGAGACGGCAGGCGGCAGCUCACAAAAAGAAGUCGAAAAAAGAAAGAAAUAGCUUUCUUCUCCAGCUCCCUUUCUUUAUUUCUUCACACGUAUGAAAAAAUUGAAAACUAAAAAUGACAUAAGAGGAUUUUUUACAUUUUAGCGUUUGAAAUGGUAUCUGGAGCCAGUCCCCAAAGAGCUCAUAAUAGGCCUUUAUAUUGCAGUCAGAGAGAGGCAAGGCAAUAGGAAUUCAGGCAUUUGGACGUUUUAGAGGAGAGAGAGCAGAAGCUAGGCUAACAGGCCCAAAAAUGUCCUAAUUUCUGAGUGGUUUUGUAAGCCCCUUUUCUCGGCAUUGGCAGUCCAGGGAACAUUAGUAGAAAUGCAGUAAUUACCUUUAGAGGGAAAAUGCAAAAAAUACCUGAAAUAUGUAUAAUUAAACAUAAUAUGCUUUUGAUCCAUCUGUGGAUGUUCAUGUUGCUCUCUUCCUAAACAGGCAUUUAAAGACUUAAGCGAGUGCAGAUUUCAGAUGUCUGGUUUGUGCUCACUGUGUGUGGAUGUUAUUCGGCCUUUCUUUCUCUCUCUGCGGGAUUUUCCCUCUUAUUUUCUCUCUUAUUCUGUCUAUGUCUGAAUCUUAGCCCUGAGGCAAAGGUCUGUGCUAUGGCCCUCCGCUACUCCACUCGUUCAAAGAGAGAGAGAGAGAGAGAGAGAGAGAGAGAUACUAAGAGGGAGAUAAUACUUUUAAACUUCCAAAGUUACACAAACCACCAUAAAAAGCCUACAGAGAGAAAGAAAACAAGAGUGAAAUUAAGAGCAGAGCUGCUGUAGAGUAGAGUUCUGACAUCUUUUAGCACUUCUCCUCCCACCUCCCAGACAAAUAUUUUCAUGCAUUUAUCCCAUCUUUGUACUCCCUGCCUGAUCACUUUACAGGGAGAACACUGAAAUAAAACAACUGACAACCCAGCAUGUUCUUCUCUCCAUCUCUCCUGUUUGCCUGAAACAGUAACUGGGUUGUCAGCUGUGUACUAACUCAGACCAUCUCUCUCUCUCCCUCCCCCUCAGGACAUCACCAGCCUGCUCCACACCAUCUAUGAGGUGGUAGACACGUCGGUCAACCAUUCCCCCAGCAGCAGCAAGACGCUGCGGGUCAAGCUCUCCGUGGCCCCCGACUCCAGCCAGCGCUGGCGGAGCUGCACGCAGGGCCCCGCAGGUAACCACCAGGCUGGGGUUAGGAUCACAGGGCUGGGAGUGAGGAUAGGGGAGACAAGGGAGGAGAAGGGGGAGAUAGAGGAGAGGGGGAAGAAAAGGUAUGAGAUGGGGAGGAGAGAGAGCGGUGUUCUUUGGGCUCUACUUGACUGUUCCGCUGUCAGCACAUCCAGUCUUGUUUGUUGUCAUGCAGAAAGGCACCUGCUUCAGGCCUGUCAGACUCCUCUCUCUCUCUCUCUGCCUGUCUCUCCAUCGCUCCAUCUCUCCGGCACAAUGGGGUUCAUUUUUAAUGAUGGGAGUAGGGACAGAGCUGAGAGCCCCCCAGUGCCUUCAAAUACUCUGAAAGAAACCUUAAGAGAUGCACCGACUCCUUUUGAUAACCACAACCAUUUUCUUUUUCUCCAAAGUGUUUCUUCUUCUCCCUCACCCCCCACUUCUCAGAGCUGUCGGUAAAAUAUAGCUACAUUCAACGCAACUUUUCUAACUGACGACUUGGUAAACAAGUAUUGAGAAUAAAAAUGUGCUAAAAAAUAUGACGCCAUGUUUGUUUACUUCAUGUUGUUGUGGCUAUUUAUAACGUCAAGCGAUUCAAAAGAAGCAGGCUUUGAAAAGGAACCGCAACAUAUCUCACUUCAUUAAUAAACUCUGGGUUAUAUAUAUUUUUUCUUUAUGUCUUAUAUGAGGCCUGGAGUAAAUAAAUGAAGCAUUGCUGUUUUUUCUCUUUUAUAGAUCUUCAAAGUAAAAGGCUAUGAACAAAGGUUUCUUUCUUCUGAGAGAAAUAGGCCUGUGCUGUGUGUGUGUAGCUGCUCUGUGUGUGCUGCUCUUUUUGAUAAUGUCCUGCUCUCUCUCUCACAGACAUGCCCCUCCCCAGAACCAAGACUGACAAGUGCAUUGAAGACCUUAAAAGUGCAGAGAAGAAGUCUCGAGCCCUCCUCAGGUAACAUAUGUUCUACAGCCUGCAUCAAGGUUUUACAAGACCAUAAUGUAAUUCUGUACAUCUUUGACACUAAUAACAAUCUUUAUUUUGACACCGAAGGAAUGUAUGUUUUGCAAUCCAUCUUAGAGAGCUAAAAUACUCCUUCAAGCUGUUCUAAAGUCCCAUCUCCCUCCCCUCCAGGCGCCAUCACAGUGACCACCACACUGUCCAGCACCAGGUUCUGACCCAGCAGGGUCAGAGUCAGGGCUGUCAGCGCCACUGUGUGGAUGAGAACCUGGAGCGCAGGAACCACUACCUAGACCUGGCCGGCAUCGAGAAUUACACAUCCCGCUUCGGAGCAGGUGAGCUUUUUUUGUGUGACUCCCUCUAGUUCAAGGCAGAAAAAUACACUUUGUCCUGUGAAAAAAGAAAGCAGAAAAAAUUAAAAAAGGUGUUAAAAUAGGUAUUGGAACUGGUAAUAUUAACGUUAAUGAGUUAUGAACUUCUCAGACUUUCAAUUAAGUUAUUGGUGUAUCAAUUCACCCAUCAUGGGUUAUUUAUCCUGACCUGUAUUUCUCUCCUCUCCAGCCCCCACCACAGAGCCUGUGAAAGCAGAGCCACAGACCCGACCAUCGAACCAGAUCAGGUCUCGCUCUCAUGAACCAGAGAAUGGCCACUCCUACCCCCACCACCGCCGCUCGCAGGUGGCCAUGGAGAGCAGCACCGCUCCGGGCCCAGACACUCUUUGUCCCCCACGACCGGGUAAAGACUCAGGUAAACACGCCCUGCGCUCCCCCAAGACCCACAGCCGCACGCACCCCACACAGACCACCACGGGCAGGGUGAUGAGGAGUAGAGGGGCCCCACCUCCCCCGGCCCUGCCCAGCCAGACCCCCCCUCACCAGUCCUCAGCCCCCUACCGCAGGCACAAGCAGAGGGCCAAGGAGGGCCAGCAGCAAUACCGGGCCUUGGGGUCUUUGGGGGCUCCAGUGGGGCCUGUGAUGGAGAAGGAGCAGGUGAGGGACCUUCCCAGUGUGCUCCUCUAUGAAGGAGGGCUGGCCCAGAUGGUUCAGAGGCACGAGCAUCAUCACCACCAUGAACACCACCACCAUUACCACCACUUCUACCAGUCCUGA
This is a messenger RNA of Coregonus sp. 'balchen', 3754 nucleotides long. Lineage: Eukaryota; Metazoa; Chordata; Actinopteri; Salmoniformes; Salmonidae. The record is from the annotation of a GenBank genome assembly.